This is a messenger RNA of Papaver somniferum (opium poppy), 633 nucleotides long. RefSeq lists its product as uncharacterized. NCBI's taxonomy places the organism in Eukaryota, Viridiplantae, Streptophyta, Magnoliopsida, Ranunculales, Papaveraceae. Bases 1 to 633 code for a protein of 210 amino acids. The record is from RefSeq and is a predicted model, not a curated record. The transcript is spliced from 2 exons.
AUGGGAGCUACUUAUACUUGGAAUAACAAUCAAGUUCAGAACAUAAGGAGUAGAAUUGAUAGAUUUCUUGUUUCUCCAGAAUUGGAGACUGUCUAUCCUACUGUUACUCAGAUAGCUUUGUCUAGACCUUGCUCGGAUCACUACCCACUUGCUGUUCUUUGUGAAAGUGUUGUUGGUGGUUUCAUUCUUUGUAAGAAGUUACAUGCUCUUAAGGAAAAGCUAAAAAUUUGGAGUAAGGAAGAAUUUGGUCAGAUGGACAGGCAAUUAGAAGAUUUGGAGGAGCUCUUCACUCAACUGGAUGCAGAAGAAGAUGCAAACAAUGGCUUAACAGAAGCUCAAUGGAAUCAAAGAUUGAAGGCAAGACAAGACUAUUAUAACUUAGUCAUUCUUGAAGCUGAAAAAUGGAGAAGUAGGGCAAAGGUUGAGACUAUGAAAGGUAUGGAUAAAAAUACAAAAUUUUUCCAUAAAAUUGCUUCAGAUAAGAGGAGGAGAAAUCAUAUAGCAAAGAUUAAAGUGAAUGGUCAGAUGACAAUGGAUCAAGCUGAAAUCAAAGGUGGAAUUGUUGAUUACUUCAAGAAUAUUUUUCAAGACCAAUCCUAUUCAAGACCUGAAAUGGAUGAUUUAUUUUUUUAA